CCGUGUCACGCUGAUUCAUCCUGUUCGGCCACGCACUCUGCUGUUGCCGCCGCUGCCGCCGUGUCCAACCGUCCUCCAGGAACGAUCUUCAUGUCUGUUGACAGGAUGUUGUCGGGAGUGUUCGCAAUGGGCAAGUUUCCUGGUGGCUUCACGUCCAAUGCGAACGACGCGGACGGGUCUGGCAACCCCAGGCAUCAUUCAGGUCGAUCGCCCAUGAAUCGAAGUGGCGGUGGUUCGUCUUCGUCGUCGGCAACGUUUUCGAACCGCGAAGUGGACGGGUUCCACGCGCAGGGCGAGGUGGCGAUGCUGGACUUGUUGGAGUACGACGGCGCCGCGUCGUAUCACAAGAUCAGCGACAAGGACAAAUGUGUCUUGUACGAAUGCAGUAGUAGCAGCAGCACCACGACCACCGUCACAGAGGACACGUACUCGGUCAAGGGGGUGCACACCAUUUGCACGCACAUGUCCGAGGUCAUGGAACUUCUCAGCGCCAAAUCGCAGUACUUCUCGAGCGUAUUAACCAAGCUCCUUGGUCCCAUUCACGCAGAUAACUCGCCGCUUUUCCCCGUGGACACCCAUUCGAUCGACGAACAUGCACUGCUGAUCGUAUACCUGGCGCUCCAGUCGUCGUCCACUGCCGCCAUGAACAACGACUUGGCCUCAGCCAGCCACUUUCGAACCAAGGCCACCGCGGCCGGGCACAUCACCCGCGAGUACUGCUUUCUCCGGUACUGCGGGUACUUUACCAACAACAACGAAGCGGGGAGAAUGGAGCGCGUACUGCCGUCAGAACCCCUUCGACCGCAGUCGCAAGCUGUGUCAGUGUGGGACUCGAUUGCGAGCGCACAGAGUUGCACGCCCCACGGCCCCAUCGGUCGGCUGAUCAAAACGGGCUUCAUCCUCGAACAGGCCAAGGCGCCAAAUGCGGUCAAAGUCAACUUUAUCAUGUCCAUGCAUCCCCACAACUAUGCCAACUCGCGCCAACUGGCAUCGGAGAAGCUGUUUCUGCAGCGCAUGGUACGCACCAUGUUGCUCAACGUGUCGGCAGCCGUGAUGGAGCUCCGACUUCUCACAGAUCACUUACUGCUCAAGACAUCGUGGACAGACAGUCCCAUGUGCACGAUCUGCCUCAAGAACUUUUCGCUUCUCCGGCGUAAACACCACUGUCGACUCUGCGGCGAUGCAUUCUGCACCACUUGCUCACUCACGCGGGCGCGGCCAGACUUGGGCGACUCGGUCCGUGUGUGUCAUGCUUGUGUGGAAGGCAACCCAUCCAGUUUGGUGCGGUCGUCCGAGAAGUUGUUUUCGACCACGCAACCAAGCCACCUCUUUCGCCACGCGUCCAUGCACGGGGACAAGGGUACUAGUAGUAGUACUACCUGUACUAGUACUUUCAAGGGUCGGGCGUUGUCGGCUGGUGGGAAGAAGUCGGCAGCGGCGACGACGACUGCUGGGUGGAGUUUGAGUGGCCGAGGUCGAAGCCCCAAAGAAACAGAUCACCACCAGACCGUUCCUUCAGUGUACAUGCAGCAUGGGGGGGCCAUGCACUCGGGCGAGGCGGCGAAACCACCACCGAAAAAGGCCCAGGAUGCAUCACAACAUGAGCACCCGAUGGAAGGAAGUGGGGGGGGGCGACGUUUGAACCCGUCAGACCAACCACGACGCAACUACCCGGCGAUCCCUUCAAAUCCCCUGGCCCACCACCAGUACGACCCGUUUCGCGACGGCCCACGAUCGAUUCCGUCCCAGCAAGUCCACCGGCGCCAUCCAGACCAUCGCCCUCUAGGGACCCGACACGUGGCAAGCCCCCGAAACCCCCCAAAUACCUUGGACAACAACGAUGACAAUAACAUGUAUCCAGGGAAUGCCAGUCCAACACGCCGCCGUGGAAAUCAACCGACGACUAGCCAUCAAGCGCAACCCCACAGUCCGCCACGUAUGGUGCGCGAGGACAACGAAGACAACGAACGACUCCAUGGACUUCAUUCUUUUCGUCCCCCCACAGUAUUGUACGAUGGCUCGUCGUCCCAUUUUCGUCCGCCGCAGACUCGAAGGGGGUUGGCAGAUCCACCGCUGAACGACGACGACGAAGACCACCUGCAGUACAACGUCCCAGACCCGGUCGUGCUCGACCAGGACUCGCACCCGUCAGCGUUUGAUUUUGAUCUGCGACACCGUGACCACCAUCACCACCCCCAUAUCCCUCCGAGUAUGCGAACCACACCGCCCACUCCUUUGUACCCAGACCCACAGCCAGAACCCCCAGUGGACGACACGUCCCAAUUCCUGUAUCACAGCACGCCGUUCUCAUACCCGUUGAACUUUUAUAACGGCAACGCAUGGCCAGACGCGCCGGUCACAGCAUCCGAGGACGAGCGCAUGGAGCGGGCGCGGGACCUGGACCUCCUCCGCCGCCGAGAUGACAUCCUCAUGUACGUCCGGAUUGCGGCCAAGACGCUCAAGUGCCCCGUGGCCACGCUGUGCAUCGUGGGGGGCCAAGCCGGCCUGCUCAUUGCCAAAGUCGGGGGGGUCACUACCGACACGAUUCCCCGCCAAGUGAUGCUCGAAAGCCACGCGAUUCUAUCGCCAGAGCCGACAGUCGUGCUCGACUGUCUCUCGGACCUCCGCUUUGCCACGAAUCCCCUCGUGUGCGAAGGUGACAUUGGCAUCCGCUUCUAUGUCGGCAUGCCGCUGUGCACGUCGGAUGGACUUGUUCUUGGCGUGCUCAGCCUCGUGGACACGCAGCCGCGGGACCGCGUCCGCAUCGCGGAGCUCCAAAAGCUGCGCCAGGUCACCGACACCGUCAUGCACAGGUUUGAGGACUUGUCCGUCGGGACGACGAAGACUCGAUGGGACCAACAGGCCGCCUUCCAGCGCCAGUGCGAGAUGGACCUCGAACUCGACUAAGCACCCACACCCCGAGAGCGAGUAUAUGUUGACAUCCAUUAACAUGUUCAUUUUGGCCCACAUGACGAG
This is a messenger RNA of Aphanomyces astaci, 2976 nucleotides long. RefSeq lists its product as hypothetical. The record is from RefSeq and is a predicted model, not a curated record. Gene Ontology annotation, molecular function: metal ion binding; protein binding. Lineage: Eukaryota; Oomycota; Saprolegniomycetes; Saprolegniales; Verrucalvaceae. The transcript has 4 exons. Bases 91 to 2907 code for a protein of 938 amino acids.